GACCUGGGUGAGCAACUGCCAGGAUUGUGUUUGUGACCCGUACAGUCUGGAAAUCCAAUGCCAGCCUGUGGCAUGCCAACAUCAGCCUCCUCUCACCUGUGAUCAGGAGGGCCAAGUUAAGGUCGUAGAAACUGUUGACUGUUGUCAAAAGGACAAAUGUGAGUGUGAUGUCAAACGAUGCUCUACUUCCAAGAUAACUUGUCCAGUCGGAUUCGAGAUAGAGGCAACUAUGGGAGUCUGUUGCCCAACUUAUCAAUGCUUGCCAAUGGAUGUCUGUGUAUUUAACAACACUGAAUAUCAGCCUGGUACCAAUGUUCCCGAGGACAAGUGUAAGAAUUGUGUGUGUGGUGACAGGGUGGAUGCCCAAACCCAUCUACAUAUCAUUGAGUGUCAACCUACUGAAUGUGACACUCACUGCCAGCAGGGCUAUGAUCAUCAAGCCGUUCCUGGGCAGUGUUGUGGGAAGUGUGUACAGACAAGCUGUGUGGUUAUGCUGCCAGAUAACACCACACACACUAUUCAGCCUGGUUCCGUCUGGAUACCAUCUGGAGACAAGUGUCUAAAGUUUGAGUGCGUAAAGAUUAUGGACCAACUCAUCACAAUGGAGGCUAAGACUGUGUGCCCUGACUUCUACCCAGAAGACUGCAUACCCGGAACUGAAGUCAUUGCUCCAGAUGGUUGCUGCCAUGUCUGUAUUCCAAUAAAUAAGCCAUGCAAUGUGACAAAGGGCAAAGUGUACCUGGACAGCAAUGGCUGCAAGUCUGCAAACGAGGUGGAAGUGACAACAUGCGGUGGAUCAUGUAGCACCUAUGCCAUGUAUUCUCUUGAGGCCAACAUGAUGGAGCGCUCUUGUACCUGCUGUCGGGAAGUAUCCACCACCAAGAAGGAAGUGGAGAUGAUCUGCCCAGACGGGUCAAAGUACAACCACUCCUACAUCCACAUCAAUAAAUGUGGCUGCCAGAGGACAGAGUGCGUGACCCCGGAGGAGACCCAGGUCACAAGGUCACGACGCAGGAGAAGAUGAAUGACUCGCCACUACCAUCCCUUUACUGCUUAGAUUAGUUCUCUAUUCAUGUUCAACUUGUUCAGUUUCC
Messenger RNA from Coregonus clupeaformis (lake whitefish), 1094 nucleotides. Its product is annotated as intestinal mucin-like protein. The record is from RefSeq and is a predicted model, not a curated record. Bases 230 to 1024 code for a protein of 264 amino acids. NCBI's taxonomy places the organism in Eukaryota, Metazoa, Chordata, Actinopteri, Salmoniformes, Salmonidae. Gene Ontology annotation, cellular component: extracellular matrix. The transcript is spliced from 9 exons. Gene Ontology annotation, molecular function: protein binding.